This is a messenger RNA of Carassius auratus (goldfish), 2959 nucleotides long. RefSeq names its product interferon regulatory factor 10 (gene irf10). The transcript has 8 exons. Gene Ontology annotation, molecular function: RNA polymerase II cis-regulatory region sequence-specific DNA binding; protein binding; DNA-binding transcription factor activity, RNA polymerase II-specific. The record is from RefSeq and is a predicted model, not a curated record. NCBI's taxonomy places the organism in Eukaryota, Metazoa, Chordata, Actinopteri, Cypriniformes, Cyprinidae. Gene Ontology annotation, cellular component: nucleus. Bases 249 to 1418 code for a protein of 389 amino acids. Gene Ontology annotation, biological process: immune system process; regulation of transcription by RNA polymerase II.
UUCUUACGCGAACAUGUCACACUGUUAACAGGGCACAUUCAUUACAUAGGAAACCGAAAGUGUUUCACUUCAUACUUUUACUUUCACUUUUAAAGCUCGAUAACUCACAUGUCUGAAUGUAUGCAAUUGUUUAACUGUGAGUUCAUCUAAAAUUUCAUUUCUUUAGCACGAGCUUUAUAGAGUAAACAUAGGUCUUAUAGUGUGUUAGAACUGCUGUUUGUAUGUGACUGCUGUUAUGUUGUAGAUUGAUGGAAGACAGGUCGAGGCACAUGCGACUGAGAGAAUGGCUCAUAGCUCAGAUAGACAGCGCUAAAUACGCUGGACUGAGCUGGGAAAAUGAGGAGAAAACCAUGUUCAGGAUCCCCUGGAAACACGCGGCCAAACAGGACUACAGACAGAACCAGGACGCCGCGCUGUUUAAGGCAUGGGCAAUGUACAAGGGUAAGUUUCAAGAGGGCAGGGACAAAGCAGACCCCUCUACAUGGAAAACGCGUCUGCGCUGUGCCCUCAACAAGAGCACAGACUUCCAGGAGGUUCCUGAGCGCAGUCAGCUCGAUAUCUCUGAGCCGUACAAGGUCUACCGUGUCCUGGACGACACGGGGAGAGCUGCAGAACCUGCUGGAAAUCCAGUCAUAUCACUGGACAGUGACUGCAGCCAAGCCUUGAGAGAGACACCUCUGCCCAUGCAGCAGGACAGUUUGCUUGGUGACUCAAACAGAGCUGCUGGAUGGAGUGUGAAUGGCAGGGCGUAUGCUUGUCCCAGUACAGGCACUGACUCCAUUCCUCUAUACCCGUCUCAGGUCUCCAUAACUGACUUCCGCCUGGAGGUGACUUUGUUCUAUCACGGGAUCUUGGUGCAGAAGCUCGUCACUACGUCUCCAGAUGGCUGCUUCAUUCUGCAGGGCUGCGCUCCAGUUGGGAAUGAGCGCAUUUAUGGGCCCUGUGAAGCCAAGAAGGUCUUCUUCCCCCGUCCAGACAUCAUACCCCUGCCCCCGGGCAUCGCCGAAGCCAUGACCCGUCUUCUGCCGCACCUGGAGAAAGGUGUGCUGGUGUGGGUGGCCCCAGACGGUGUGUUCAUCAAGCGCUUCUGCCAGGGCCGCGUGUACUGGGACGGCCCUCUGGCAGAGCACAGACAGAAAGCAAACAAACUGGAGAGAGAGAGGACCUGCAAACUCCUGGACAUGACCAUCUUUUUGCAAGAGUUACAAAACCAUCGGCAGGGCACUGGUCCUGAGCCACAGUACACAGUGGACCUGUGCUUCGGAGAGGAGUUCCCUGACCCCAGCCAGCCAAAGACCAAGAAGCUCAUCACUGCACAAGUGAUUCCUCUGUUUGCUGUAGAGUGUCUCCGCAGGCAUAAUGCACCUAAUAAUGUGGAGAUGAAGCAAUCACCGCCACACAGGAAAACCAAUGAAUAAACAUACCUUAAUCAGAACAGCACAUGUUUCACCAUCCCUGUGUAGGAAUUCACCAACAAUGAUAUUAAUAAAUGACAAUUAUAAUAAUAAAAAUAAUUAUAAUUAUAAUACAAAUGGAAAUGUAUGUAUCUAACAUCAAUAGAAAGAAGAAAUCUACAAUGUUAACUUGUUCAUUGACUGUAUUAAGCUUUAUGUCCUUUAUAGUUCUACUAAUAUUACUAACCAUGAUACUGAUUCAAUUAGAUAAUGAUCUUUUUGUAAAAUUCUGCUUCAAAAAUUACAUUAAAAUAAAGAGUUUGGUUAGUCUUCUGUAUCACCUGGUUAUUUUAGAAGUAAAAUAUGACUCAUGCUAGACACUUCAGCUUGUACUGAAGAGAACUCAUAUCACACUGAAUGCAGCCAUUACACACAGGCAGUGUUAAAUGCUGUGAACUUAUGAGAGUGAAGAGCGACUUGAUCCUUCAGACCCUUCAGAGACGGCAAAUCGAAAAUUGGGAAUCUUUUUUCCACCCUUGAAAUGAUAAAUAAAUCAAAUUUAAACAUCCUGCCCAAGGUUAUCCUGAUGGCUGGCCAUAUCCCAGCUGUAGAUUUAUUAUGUCAUUGUAUAUUUAAAUAAAUAAAUUGUAUUUAAAAGAGAGUAAUGAUGAUAUUCACUGUGGCAUGAUUUCUGCACAUCCUCAAGGCAAGCCAGCAUUAUGAGCUUAAUUUACAUUUACUUAAUAAACAUUGCCCAGGUGUAAUGACUGCAUGAUUUUUUCCAUUCACUUGACACGUUUCCAGACUGCUUAUAGGCCACGAGAUGUUCACAUGUCUUUAACCUGGAGUCAGAGUCAUGUCUGAAGUCGUUACUACUAGAGUUUGAGUCAAGUCUUGAGUAUUUGGUCACGAGUCGAGUCUCAAGUCAUUUAAUGACUCGCUAAAAAAAUCCCAUUCUGAAUCCUCAUGUAUUGAAGUCUUCCUAUUUACAAAGCUGUUUUAUAGGCUAUAGACAAAAUAUAUGAUUUAUUAGGGGUGUGCAGUGAAGCCACAAGUUGGUUCUGUAUUUGUAUCUGUUACAAUCACAAAAUUAUAAAUUUCUGUGUUCGGAUAAACCGGAAGUAGACAGAGCUCGAACCGUAACUUCUUACAGUUUUACAUGAUAAGACUGCUAUGUCUAUGGUUUGAUGACCUUUCUUUUUUAGUAGUUAUCACUGAACAAAUAUGUUGUGUUUAACUAAAAUAUAUUUUUCAUAAUUAUAACAUUUCUUUAAAUUCCUUCUAACAGUCUGAGCCAAUACCCUUGUAUAGGCAGUGCUUCGGGUGACGUGAGUACGAGUCCCAGCUUGGGGACCUUUCGUGAUACCUUUUGCAAACCACCAAAAGACAAAGAAGCAAACAUGUAUGUCUAGUAGAAAAUAUCUAUGUAUUUAAGCUGGUUAUUAGCCUACUCUUGAGAGAGAGAUGGUUUGGUUUUUGUAGGACAUGCAGAGAUGGCAACGCAACUGUUUGAUUGAAGAUCAUGCUGUACUUACUCCAUUCAUUGGUGUAUCAUACACUGUAAA